GGAGAUCCUUGUUCCGCCUCCUAACGUAAGCAAUUUACGCCCCUUUCUAAAAGUAGAAAUAGAAGAUUUUGACUUCGACGCAUAUUAUAUAAUCGAUAAAGAUAAACGAAGGGCUAGAAUAAAGAAAAAAAAAAACAAACCCUCUAAGGUUGCAUAUUGUUAUGAUGAAGCUGGAAACGCUUACCUUAAAGAAGAAAACU
Ambispora leptoticha is the source of this 200-nucleotide messenger RNA. The record is from the annotation of a GenBank genome assembly. Lineage: Eukaryota; Fungi; Glomeromycota; Glomeromycetes; Archaeosporales; Ambisporaceae.